Messenger RNA from Canis lupus familiaris (dog), 979 nucleotides. It is a transcript of the gene CCS, whose product is annotated as copper chaperone for superoxide dismutase. Gene Ontology annotation, biological process: removal of superoxide radicals. Gene Ontology annotation, molecular function: copper ion binding. The record is from RefSeq and is marked validated. The coding region runs from base 25 to 849 and encodes 274 amino acids. Lineage: Eukaryota; Metazoa; Chordata; Mammalia; Carnivora; Canidae. The transcript is spliced from 8 exons.
CUCGGGCCGGUGACGGGGUCCGGGAUGGCUUCGGACUCCGAGGACCGCGGGACCGCCUGCACGCUGGAGUUCACAGUGCAGAUGACCUGUCAGAGCUGCGUGGACGCGGUGCGCACGUCCCUGCAAGGGGUGGCAGGCAUCCAGAGUGUUAAAGUGCAGUUGGAAAACCAGAUGGUCCUGGUGCAGACCACCCUGCCCAGCCAAGAGGUGCAGGCCCUUCUGGAAAGCACAGGGCGGCAGGCAGUACUCAAGGGCAUGGGCAGUGGCCUCCUGCAGAAUCUGGGAGCAGCAGUUGCCAUUCUGGAGGGCCCUGGUCCCGUGCAAGGGGUGGUGCGCUUCCUACAGCUGACCCCUGAACGCUGCCUCAUCGAGGGGACUAUCGAUGGCCUGGAGCCUGGGCUGCAUGGACUCCAUGUCCAUCAGUUUGGAGACCUCACCGGGAACUGCAACAGCUGCGGGGACCACUUUAACCCUGAUGGAGCAUCUCACGGGGGCCCUAAGGACUCUGACCGGCACCGUGGGGACCUGGGGAAUGUCCAUGCUGGCACUGAUGGCCGAGCCAUCUUCAGGAUAGAGGAUGAGCAGCUGAAGGUAUGGGAUGUGAUUGGCCGAAGCCUGGUCAUCGAUGAAGGAGAAGAUGAUCUGGGCCUGGGUGGCCAUCCCUUAUCCAAGGUCACAGGAAACUCAGGAGAGAGGUUGGCCUGUGGCAUCAUCGCACGCUCUGCUGGCCUUUUCCAGAACCCUAAGCAGAUCUGCUCCUGUGAUGGCCUUACCAUCUGGGAGGAGCGAGGCCGGCCCAUUGCUGGUGAGGGACGAAAGGAGCCAGCCAAGCCCCCUGCCCACCUCUGAACAUGGCCUCAGCUUCGGGUUUGUUCUCCCAGCUGUGCACUGUCUACUUCCAGAGAGAGGGGAGGGAGGCCCUGCUUGCCCAGUCCUAGGAGGACUUGGGUACAGGGUGUGAAGGUUGCUGUGAUGUUCC